UAAGAGAUGUGAAAAACGUUUGCCGAAAUGAUGCGCCUGCGCAAGAACUGCGCGUCAAGAGUUGCUUUGUUUUUUCCCUCUCAGGAAUUUUGUUUGACUGCUAUUUGCUACUGACAGUGCGCAUGGGGCAUAGUAGUAGCCGGUUAUGGCGGUAGUGUGUAGAUUUUCAUGAGGCGGGGAACAAGCACCAUAAGCCGAAGAGAACAAUCAGAGUCUGAAGCUAUGGCGGGCGUGUUUGAUAUUGACUUGGACCAGCCAGAGGAAAAUGUCUCUGAUGAUGAGCUUGAGGAUGGGACUCGCCUUAGCGAAUGUAUGGAGCAGUCCAGCAGCUUUGAAUUUGACAUGGAUGACUGUGAAAAAUUUGAAAUCUCUGAGGACAGCGUCAACAAAGGCACGGAGCAGAUUCGUCCUGAGUGCUUUGAGCUGCUGCGUGUGUUAGGAAAAGGGGGCUAUGGAAAGGUUUUUCAAGUCAGAAAAGUGGCCGGAGCUGCUUCUGGAAAAAUAUUUGCCAUGAAAGUUCUAAAGAAGGCAAUGAUUGUUCGGAAUGCCAAGGACACGGCUCAUACUAAAGCUGAGCGGAACAUCCUGGAGGAGGUGAAGCACCCGUUCAUCGUGGACCUGAUCUACGCCUUCCAGACCGGGGGGAAGCUGUACCUCAUCCUGGAGUACCUCAGCGGUGGUGAGCUCUUCAUGCAGUUGGAGAGAGAGGGCAUCUUCAUGGAGGACACGGCAUGCUUCUACCUGGCGGAGAUUUCUAUGGCACUGGGUCACCUUCAUCAGAAGGGCAUCAUCUACCGUGACCUAAAACCAGAGAACAUCAUGCUUAAUGACAAGGGUCAUGUGAAGCUGACAGACUUUGGGCUUUGCAAAGAGUCCAUCCAUGAUGGCACCGUCACGCACACAUUCUGUGGAACUAUAGAAUACAUGGCUCCAGAGAUCCUGAUGCGGAGUGGCCACAAUAGGGCGGUGGACUGGUGGAGUCUGGGAGCGCUGAUGUACGACAUGCUGACAGGGGCGCCACCGUUUACUGGUGAAAACCGGAAGAAGACCAUUGACAAGAUUUUGAAGUGCAAACUCAACCUUCCACCUUACCUCACACACGAGGCUAGGGAUCUUCUGAAAAAGCUGCUAAAGAGAAAUGCAUCCCUGCGGUUGGGUGCCGGGCCAGGAGAUGCAUCGGAGGUGCAGGGCCACUCCUUCUUCAGGCAAAUUAAUUGGGAUGAUCUUCUCGCCCGCAAAGUUGAACCUCCAUUCAAGCCUUUUCUGCAAUCGGCAGACGACGUCAGUCAGUUUGACUCCAAAUUCACCAGCCAGACCCCAGUGGACAGCCCUGACGACUCCACUCUUAGCGAAAGUGCCAACCAAGUCUUUCUGGGCUUUACGUAUGUGGCCCCGUCCGUGCUUGAGAACGUUAAGGAGAAGUUUUGCUUCGAGCCAAAAGUCCGCUCCCCACGGAAGUUUCUGGAAAGCCCGCGGACACCAGUGAGCCCCAUCAGGUUUGCUGGGGGUGACUGCUGGCCACGAGGCCCUCCUCUGCCGGGGUCUGCUGCCGCUGCUUCCUCCUCCUCGUCCGCCCUGCUGUCCCCCAGCGGCGAGCAACCCAUGGACGUGUCAGCCGUGGAGCAGAUGGACUUAAGCAACAGCAGCUCCUCCAACGAGGCGUCUGCCCCCCUGCCCAUCCGGAAGCCCCUGGGUGGUGACGUGGGCUCCUUCCGCAAGCAGGCCUACCCCAUGCUGUCCAAGCGGCCGGAACACUUGCGCAUGAAUCUAUGACACACGGCUCAGCUCGGCGCCUCACUCAGCCUGCUGGACGCUCUUAGCGAGUUGCUCUUCCACCAUUUAUUUUUUCUUUUGUUUUGUUUGUUGUGUUUUUUUAACCGGAAGACACUUUAGAGAAUUAAUGAAAUUACCCAGAAGGCCCCUUGUGUGUCGCCGACACCUCCAGCCUCCCUUUUUGUUUUGUUUUUUAUUUUGAACCGACCAAUGAGGAGGCCGUGAAAGGAGGAGCUUCAACGGGGGUGGGGGGAUCUUGAACAGUCUUGCUCCCAUCAUGAAUUGCACGACGAAGGAGAUGUGGCAAGCAAAAGAAGAAGCAGCAGAAGAAGAAAAAAGAAAAACUCCAGCAUGCCACAGACUCUGGGUCUCCCUUUUGCCUUUUGCGCUUUGCACAUGCUGGUGAGGUUUGGCGGACGCCGCUGGACAAAACCCCCGGUGUUCUGCGUGCGUGCGUACGUACGUGCGUGUAAAAAAAAAAAAACUUCUGAUUACUGGUGCUUUUAAAUACUCCGAGAGGCCCAGCCCGGGGCACUCCACACUGCCGCUCCGCGGAAGGCUUUGACGCUGGACGAAACACGCGUAAAUCACUUUGUCAUGAGUCUAUCACUUAAGAACCGAGUGGGGCAAUGGGCUUUUCUAGAAAGAAAAAGAAAGAGGGAAACUUAACACCCCUGCCUUAUUUUGGUUAUGUGGCCUGGGCUAUCAUACUGUAUUUAGUUGAUAGAAAACCUAGAUCAAAACCACAUUUAUUUUUUAUUUUCUGGAAACAUGGACAUUGGUGAGGAUGGAAGACUGUUUCUGGUAACUUUUGACCUUGUUUCAUGCAGUUUCAUCUAAUUGAUUUGCUUUCCAAAUAUUUCUUGAUGGAUUGGACGCGAUCAAUAUGCUUUACUUAUGUUGCUUUCAUUUCUUUAUUUUUCCUUGUUUUUGUAGAAUGUACGCUGGCUUUAAAUACUUUUGACGGUCAUUUGAAAUGAAGACUUGAAAACACUCCCAAACUCUUCGACAACAGUAUUGAGAUGUGCAUGAUUCCCUGGGGAUUCCUUGGGCAGUUCCGCUAGGACUCAUGACUUCUUUCAGAUUGAUAUCUGGGUGACAAACUUAAAAGCUUUCGUAAUUUUAUGUAUAGAAGAAUAACUUUGACAGAUGCGCGCUGGGCUGGUCGAAUGUAUGUGGUCAGUCGACGAGUUCUUGGUUUUGCUUGUGAAAGUGAAAGCAAACACCUUUAUUAUGAGUUGUUGAUAUUGAAUGCUGUAUACCCACAGUUCCUUUAUGAGCCUCAAGGAUUCAAGACUUGUGACUUUGUUUCAGCCUACCUCUCACAUUUCUGUUCCAUGACCUCGUUCUUAGCUACACAAAUAGCUU
Molecule: messenger RNA, 3141 nt
Organism: Alosa alosa (allis shad)
Lineage: Eukaryota; Metazoa; Chordata; Actinopteri; Clupeiformes; Clupeidae
Product: ribosomal protein S6 kinase beta-1-like
Exons: 15
Coding region: 169-1773 (534 amino acids)
Biological process (GO): signal transduction; protein phosphorylation
Molecular function (GO): protein serine/threonine kinase activity; ATP binding
Source: RefSeq, a predicted model, not a curated record